ACUUUGUACUUACUGUUAUUGCCACGAUACUUUACUAGUACUUCCUCUUCAUGUCGUCAGCAACAACAUUAUCAUCAUCAUUAACUUGUUUCUUGCUUGACCUUUGCUGCCUGGAGGGGAAAAUAUAUCCAGGGUUUAAGGUUAAUGGGAAUGGAUCAGCCUUUUGGGGGGAAUCGAGCUUUCCCUUUUGGCGGCGGGCGUCGGGUCGGAGAUACCGUCAAGAAACAAAAAAGUACGGGUUUCACUCGGGACAUUCCAUUCCACACACACACACUCUCUCUAUUCUGUGUCUGUCAUUGUGAUUCGACCAUUACUAUUUAUAUGUAGUUGUUCCAUGAAGGGAGGAGGAGAAGGAGAGAGAGCCUGGGGGAUGAUCCGACAUUCCAGAGACACGAUUCAAUGGGGGUGUGAGAUGUUUUAUCAUUGGCUCUGGGGGGUUCACGGUGAUCGGGAUGGUUCGUUGAU
This is a messenger RNA of Aspergillus neoniger CBS 115656, 465 nucleotides long. RefSeq lists its product as uncharacterized. The transcript has a single exon. NCBI's taxonomy places the organism in Eukaryota, Fungi, Ascomycota, Eurotiomycetes, Eurotiales, Aspergillaceae. The record is from RefSeq and is a predicted model, not a curated record. The coding region runs from base 51 to 302 and encodes 83 amino acids.